Pleuronectes platessa (European plaice) is the source of this 363-nucleotide messenger RNA. RefSeq names its product preproinsulin (gene ins). Lineage: Eukaryota; Metazoa; Chordata; Actinopteri; Pleuronectiformes; Pleuronectidae. The transcript is spliced from 2 exons. Gene Ontology annotation, molecular function: hormone activity. Bases 16 to 363 code for a protein of 115 amino acids. Gene Ontology annotation, cellular component: extracellular region. The record is from RefSeq and is a predicted model, not a curated record.
CAGCUCUCCUCCAAGAUGGCGGCUCUGUGGCUCCAGUCUGUGUCUCUGCUCGUCCUGAUGCUCGUGUCCUGGUCGGGCUCCCAGGCCGUGCUCCCCCCGCAGCACCUCUGUGGCGCUCACCUGGUCGACGCCCUCUACCUGGUGUGUGGCGAGAGAGGCUUCUUCUACACCCCCAAGAGAGACGUGGACUCUCUGCUGGGUUUCCUUCCUCCGAAAUCGGGCGGAGCCGCAGCGGGCGGAGACAACGAGGUGGCCGAGUUCGCCUUCAAGGACCAGAUGGAGAUGAUGGUGAAGCGCGGCAUCGUGGAGCAGUGCUGCCACAAGCCCUGCAACAUCUUCGACCUGCAGAACUACUGCAACUGA